Hippopotamus amphibius kiboko is the source of this 5961-nucleotide messenger RNA. RefSeq names its product solute carrier family 8 member A1 (gene SLC8A1). The coding region runs from base 207 to 3011 and encodes 934 amino acids. NCBI's taxonomy places the organism in Eukaryota, Metazoa, Chordata, Mammalia, Artiodactyla, Hippopotamidae. Gene Ontology annotation, molecular function: calcium:sodium antiporter activity. The transcript is spliced from 8 exons. Gene Ontology annotation, biological process: cell communication; calcium ion import across plasma membrane; sodium ion transmembrane transport. Gene Ontology annotation, cellular component: axon; postsynapse; sarcolemma. The record is from RefSeq and is a predicted model, not a curated record.
CGCGCCGGCGCUGCACGGGAGCCUGCCCGCCGCCGCCCGCUUUGUGCUUCCCCCCGAAGAUGGGAGCGACCUCUCCUAGCUCAGGAGCUAUUUAAAAGGAGGGAAGUGCUCCGUCUUGCCUACCAGCGUGGAGGAACUGGGGAGGGAUCCAGCCACACUCUCCCAAACCAGUAGGUUGGGACAAUUGAACUCUGCCGUUGUCCAACAUGCUGCAAUUCAGUCUCUCACCCACCUUUUCGAUGGGGUUUCAUGUGUUAGCCAUGGUGGCUCUCUUGUUUUCUCACGUGGACCAUGUAAGUGCUGAGACAGAAAUGGAAGGAGAAGGCAAUGAAACCGGCGAGUGUACUGGCUCCUAUUACUGUAAGAGAGGAGUGAUUUUACCCAUUUGGGAGCCCCAAGACCCUUCCUUUGGGGACAAAAUUGCUAGAGCGACUGUGUAUUUUGUGGCCAUGGUCUACAUGUUUCUUGGAGUCUCUAUCAUUGCUGACCGAUUCAUGUCCUCUAUAGAAGUCAUCACGUCUCAAGAAAAAGAAAUCACCAUAAAGAAACCCAAUGGAGAGACCACCAAGACAACUGUGAGGAUCUGGAAUGAGACGGUGUCCAACCUGACCCUGAUGGCCCUGGGAUCUUCAGCUCCAGAGAUUCUGCUUUCAGUAAUUGAGGUGUGCGGCCAUAACUUCACCGCAGGAGACCUCGGUCCUAGCACCAUCGUGGGGAGCGCCGCAUUCAACAUGUUCAUCAUUAUUGCGCUUUGUGUUUACGUCGUCCCGGACGGGGAGACAAGGAAGAUCAAGCAUUUGCGUGUGUUCUUUGUGACGGCAGCCUGGAGCAUCUUUGCCUAUACCUGGCUUUACAUCAUUUUGUCUGUCAUCUCUCCUGGGGUCGUGGAGGUCUGGGAAGGUUUACUUACUUUCUUCUUCUUUCCCAUCUGUGUUGUGUUUGCUUGGGUGGCAGAUAGGAGGCUUCUGUUUUACAAGUAUGUCUACAAGAGGUACCGGGCUGGCAAGCAGAGGGGAAUGAUUAUUGAACAUGAAGGGGACCGGCCAUCUUCCAAGACAGAAAUUGAAAUGGAUGGGAAAGUGGUCAAUUCUCACGUUGACAGUUUCUUAGAUGGCGCUCUAGUUCUGGAGGUCGAUGAAAGGGACCAAGAUGAUGAAGAAGCCAGGCGAGAAAUGGCUAGGAUUCUGAAGGAACUCAAGCAGAAGCAUCCAGAGAAGGAAAUAGAGCAAUUAAUAGAAUUAGCCAACUACCAAGUCUUAAGUCAGCAGCAAAAAAGUCGAGCGUUUUACCGCAUUCAGGCUACCCGCCUGAUGACCGGAGCGGGCAACAUUUUAAAGAGGCAUGCAGCUGACCAAGCCAGGAAGGCUGUCAGUAUGCACGAGGUCAACACGGAAGUGACUGAAAAUGACCCUGUCAGUAAGAUCUUCUUUGAACAAGGGACAUAUCAGUGUCUGGAGAACUGCGGUACAGUAGCCCUGACCAUUAUGCGUAGAGGUGGUGAUUUGACCAACACUGUGUUUGUUGACUUCAGAACAGAGGAUGGCACAGCCAAUGCUGGGUCUGAUUACGAAUUCACUGAAGGAACUGUGGUCUUCAAGCCUGGUGAGACCCAGAAGGAAAUCAGAGUUGGCAUCAUUGAUGAUGACAUCUUUGAGGAAGAUGAGAAUUUCCUUGUACAUCUCAGCAAUGUCAAGGUAUCUUCUGAAGCCUCGGAAGAUGGCAUCCUGGAAGCCAAUCAUGUCUCUGCACUCGCUUGCCUGGGGUCCCCCUCCACCGCCACCGUGACUAUUUUUGAUGAUGACCACGCAGGCAUCUUUACUUUUGAGGAAGCUGUGACUCAUGUGAGUGAGAGCAUUGGCAUCAUGGAGGUGAAAGUGUUGAGAACAUCUGGAGCGCGCGGAAAUGUUAUCGUUCCUUAUAAAACCAUUGAAGGGACCGCCAGAGGCGGAGGGGAGGACUUUGAGGACACGUGCGGAGAGCUUGAGUUCCAGAACGACGAAAUUGUGAAGAUCAUUACCAUUAGAAUAUUUGACCGUGAGGAAUAUGAGAAAGAGUGCAGUUUCUCCCUUGUGCUUGAGGAACCAAAAUGGCUAAGAAGAGGAAUGAAAGGUGGCUUCACAAUAACAGAGGAAUGUGAUGACAAGCAGCCGCUGACCAGCAAAGAGGAGGAGGAGAGGCGCAUUGCGGAAAUGGGGCGCCCCAUUCUGGGAGAGCACACCAGGCUGGAAGUGAUCAUUGAAGAAUCCUACGAGUUUAAGAGUACCGUGGACAAACUUAUCAAGAAGACAAAUCUAGCCCUUGUGGUUGGGACAAACAGCUGGAGAGAGCAGUUUAUCGAAGCGAUCACUGUCAGUGCUGGGGAAGAUGAUGAGGACGACGAAUGUGGGGAGGAGAAGCUGCCCUCCUGCUUCGAUUACGUGAUGCACUUUCUGACUGUGUUCUGGAAGGUGCUCUUCGCCUUCGUCCCCCCUACAGAGUACUGGAAUGGCUGGGCGUGUUUCAUCGUCUCCAUCCUCAUGAUUGGCGUACUGACGGCUUUCAUCGGAGACCUGGCUUCCCACUUCGGCUGCACUAUCGGCCUGAAGGAUUCCGUGACCGCGGUAGUGUUCGUCGCGCUUGGAACUUCAGUGCCAGACACAUUUGCAAGCAAAGUGGCAGCCACCCAGGACCAGUACGCAGAUGCAUCCAUAGGUAAUGUCACGGGCAGCAACGCAGUCAACGUCUUCCUGGGAAUCGGUGUGGCCUGGUCCAUCGCUGCCAUCUACCACGCAGCCAACGGGGAACAGUUCAAAGUGUCCCCUGGCACGCUAGCUUUCUCUGUCACUCUCUUCACCAUUUUUGCUUUCAUCAAUGUGGGGGUGCUGCUGUAUCGUCGGAGGCCAGAAAUCGGAGGUGAGCUGGGUGGGCCCCGGACUGCCAAGCUCCUCACAUCCUGCCUCUUUGUGCUCCUGUGGCUCUUGUACAUUUUCUUCUCCUCCCUGGAGGCCUACUGCCACAUAAAAGGCUUCUAAAGGAACAAUCAGAUAUAGUAAAUUUAUAUAUAUAUAUACAUAUAUAUACAUAAAAAAUUAUGUAUAAUGAACAGAGGAAACUGACAUUUGUCAUGUCCACUUACCUGCUGAUGGAAUCCAGCUUCAAGAGCAGACUCUGUACUAGGGCCGGAGUGAGAAAGCAUCACCUCCCGUUCCCAGGGGCAUCGUCAUGUUGAACCAGGCAUGGAGGCAGGGCCAUCUUUGCAGCUCAGCCUAGAAGGGCUGUGUUCUCCCCGGGUUCAUAAAUCGUUAAGUCUUUGAUUUGUUUUCUGUUUUUGCUUGUCUUUGGUGGGGGUUGGAGAGGAGGUUGAUGUUAGGCUUUUGUUUUGUUUUGGGAGGAUCAGGGUUCUUGCUUCUCUUGUGGGAGGUGAUGACCAAUCUAAAUGCAAAUGGGUUUUUGGUAAAAAUGGAAAUCAUUAAGAUUACUGUCCCUUCCCCCAAACACUUUAAAAAUUAUUUUGGAUUAAGAAAGGAAAUGGGCAUGGAAGAAGAAAGAAGCACGUCUUCACCAUAUUACUAAAUUUCAUGCUUAUCUCUGGAAUGGGAGCAGAGGUGAAGCUACCUCCAAGAAGAAACAUGGGAGCUGGAAUGGAACCCAGAAAAAUCAUGGUUCUAGAUAGAGUCUGAUGUUUAAAGAUCUGAUGCCUGGCACUCUUGUUCAACAGGUACAGGAACAAUGUGCCUAGAUUCCCAGGAACAUGCAAAAUCCUUCCUUAACUCUUUAGUGCUGGACUGUGAUUAGCAAGGCCCUUAUUCUGGUGUUCCAGCCCCACUAACCCCUCCAGGCGCCCCCAUCCCAACCCCACUCCUCCUGCCCACCACCCCUCAUAGAAACAGGAAGAACAAUCCCGUUCAAAAAGCACAUCAUCCUUUUCCAUUUGCAUCAGUAUGUGUCCCAGUCUCACAUUGCUGUCGCCUGGGAUCGUCCAUCAGUUUUGUUUUCAAAAGCAUCCAUGGCCUGUAACCUCCUGUUCCAGUCAUGACUGAACAUUUGCUCCUCCUUCAUGUGCCUGUUUGGGAAUGUUGUUGUGAUACCUGUUACACAGUGCAUGGAUGAAAAACAAAUACAACAAAACAAAGCGUAUCUGUAUAUAGUAGAGUAUAGCAUAUACUGUUCUCCCAUUGGGCAAUGUUGAUUGGACAUUGAAGACGUGAGUUUUCUUUUCACCUGAGUUGUAACUUUUGUGUUGUUAUUGAGUUUGAUUAGGGAUAAAAGGAGAAAACGGCUUAUUGUUCACGGAUCUGCACGUUGAUUUCUAAGAAGCGAUAACUGUUACAUGGGAAGUUAAAGCUAUUGAGAGGACAAAGGGCAAACUACAAAGUAUCUUCAUGGAAAAUGAGCCAUGUGAUGCACCCCAGAGGCCUCGAAAACUCACCUGUUGGUUCAGGCAGGCCAAGGAGAAGGGCAUUUAGAGAAGGGGAUGCGUUAGGAGUGCCUGGGCUUUGAAAGCCUUUGUUCCCACAACACCCUUGCCCCCGAAGUAUUUAUUUCACAUCUGCUCUGUCUGGCACAGAUGGUAGAUAGUGCUGGUUUGUUCAUUUUAUUUUUUUAUGUAAAAGGCUAUUUGGAGCCCUGUUUCUUUCACCGUCCAGACCCCUCUGAUUGUAUCUGCAGUUCCUGAGGAGGAAAGAAACCACGAUGAGCAACGGGCCUUUAACAGUGUGUCUUCUCUACUUAGUACUAAGGAGGAAGCAAUUAAAUGAGAUGAUUAGUGCCACCCAGGAGCAUUGCACCAGGAGGUUUUUAACCCUGGAAAAGGAAUGGCUCUAUUUCAGUAUCUGUGUGGAUAAACCCAACAUUCCAAAGCCAUGAGUCCACAAACAAGGUAUAAACAGAACGACUUAGGUUCCCUCUCAGACACUUCUCUAUCCAUAAAGAAUCCCAGGCCAGAGACACCCCUAAGCCCUCUGUAUUGAUUCAAAGAUACUUAACUGUCAACAAUUUCUAUUUUCUCUUCUUCCACUUAGUAAUCACAAUCGCUCAUCAUGUAAUAAACAUUGGGUGCCUGAAUGAAUAAUUAAAUGCUAGUUACCUGCUCAAUCUGCCAGGUACUGUGCUAUAUCUUGAGGACUAAAUCAUGGACAAGACAGCCCAGAUCCCUGUCCUGAAGGGGUAUGUCAAUGUCAUGGCCAUUUCCCUGAGUAAAACUAACAUGGAACCAGUUUGGUCUUAUAAGAAAAACACAAUUCUCAAAUAGUGACGAUUUUCUUUAACUGCAAGAGUAAGGCAUAGGGUAAGGAAGGCACUCUGUGUAUCCUUAGCCAAUCUUACAGAUCUGUGCAUCUUCCCAUUUUAAACCAAGUAAGGCCAUCGUGCUGGUGACUCAGAUCACCGAGAAGGCCCAGUUAAUCCCAAUUUUUCAUCUUUGUUGGACAACAGUACUUUUCCAUGCCCCCCCCCACAGCUCUACAAUUUUUCAUACCUCCUGGAGCCUCACCCCUGACCUGUCGUGGCCCAACACACUGAUAGCCUAACUCCUUUGAGGGCACACUCUAACCCAUUUUUUUGAAGAUUUUUUUCCGUGGAAAGCUAGCCUAGAAACAUCAAGUAAAUAGUCAAGGGAUAUGAACUGUUUAAACAUGAGAAAGAUUUUGCACUCCUUUCUAGCCAUAUUUGGAAUGUUAAGAAUCCCAUAGCAAAUUUUCACAGAGAACUUUAAGAAAUCCUUGCCCUUGGUCAAUUUCAAUUUCAAAGAUUUUGGUUUGUUUGCUUUUUAAAUUUUCAUGUUAUAGGGAAACUAUGAUUUUGGUUGUUCAGGGUUGUGUUAGUAAUUAUAGUCGUGUAAAAUUAUUUCAUUUUGUUUGAUUAUUUUAUUUUGUGUGUAUUGUGCACAGCUUGCGGGGGGGAGUGCACUAAUUGUGCUGUUCCUUAUAAAUGGUACACAUUCUUGACACAGACGAAUAAAGUUUCUAAUUGUUUCUGAUUUAA